Molecule: messenger RNA, 821 nt
Organism: Aegilops tauschii subsp. strangulata
Lineage: Eukaryota; Viridiplantae; Streptophyta; Magnoliopsida; Poales; Poaceae
Source: RefSeq, a predicted model, not a curated record
CUUCUCCUUUGAAAAAGCACGAUCGAAACGGCGAUAGGUAGGUUUCGGCACGUCCAGUCCCGAGAUCGAAACGGUCUCCUUUAUAUUCUCCCGUCUCCGCCUGACCACACCCCGCACGUCGCUCCCCACGCCUUCGUCCCGUCUCGUACCAUCUUCAAUCUUCUUCACCUAGGCUAGCUAUAUACUAGGUCUUCUCCCGCUCAGCCAUGGCCAUGAUGGGCAUCAUAGCGCCGGAGACGGCGUACGAGACGGAGGCCGUGUCUCCGGCCACAGCCAGCGCCGCCGCGGGCGCGCGGCAGCGGAGGGGCUUGCUCCGGAGGAUGAUGCCGCGGGGUCACUACUCGCCCGUCGGCGCCGAGCAGAAGACAGCGCCUGGAAGGGCGCCCGAGGUGGCACCGAUCGCUGCCGAUGACUCGGAGGUCGCGGAGAAGCCGCGGCGCAGCUGGCUGCGGCGGCUGGUACCGCGGCAGCGGCAGCGCUGGAAGAACCUCGGCGGAGCCGGCGCGUCGAGGCUGGCCGGACUGUCGCGAUCGCUGCGGUGGAAGCGGCUGUCCAUGAACCUGAGGGGCAGCUGGGCGUCGGCGCUGCUGGACACCGUCGCGUUCCGCGUCAUGUACGUGGUGGAAGCCAUCGUGCUUGGUCUGGCGCUUUCCUGCUUCUUCUGCUGCUGCGGCUGCCAGAUAUAGCUGGCCUGCCUGCCCCUUGCUGUGAUUCAUGCAAGCCCCCUUCUGCUUGCCAUUGGGCGUGUAAUCUUUGUACCGUCGUCCUUGUUUAUUAAGAUGCUUAUAUAGUUCUCUAAUGAAAAGGAUUUUUUUUUGCUA